UCUUGUUUCGUUUGCUUUGCAGUAUUGCAUUGCACGCAUUUAAUUUGAGGCUAAUGUAAUUAGCGGCGAAAGAAUUUAUAGAUAAAUUCUAGAAUUCAAGGCUUAAGUGAUAUAUUAUUGAAGUUACUUCCAUUAUUUUUUCCGUCUUCGUUUUCGCUGAUGCUGUUCAGAUGUUUUAGAUAGUGUAACUGACAAGUUCAAAUCGGCGGGAAGUAUGGCCGCCAGCGGGACCGCUAUUAGACCAGCCGUUGAUUUAGACAACUUAAUUCAAGAAUAUACGUAUUUUGAAAAGGUAAUGAGGAACACUGCACAGGAAAACAGCGGCUUAAAGAAGGAGAUACGAUCUCUUAAGAAGCAGCUUAUAUCCAGCCAGGAAGCUGAAAAGUUGUCCAUGGAAGAAGCUGGAAAGUUUAAGGCUAUGAUAGACAAUCUUCAGAAAGUCCUUUUACAAAGGUGUGACAAGGAAGAGGAGAACGCCGAACUAAAGUCACAGUUGACUGCAAUUACAGAAAAAACAGGCCGUCUUGAGCAGCAACACAAGACUGAACUUUCUGAAGCACUCAAGAAUUACCAGCAAGAGAUUCAAAGGGUUAGACAAGAGGGACUUCAACAAAAUAGGAUGGAAAUCACAACAAUGGAGAAGUCCCUAGACGAGAAAGAAAGUCAAAUACAGCAACUUGAGAAGCAGCUGACUGGUAUGAGUCACUCGCACCAAACAGAAAUAGUCAAGCUACGGUUAGAGUUUGACGAAAAAGUAUUAAAACUGCAACGUGAAAGAAAUAACGCGAAGGCUCAGGCUGGUCAAUCGUUUAAUGCUAACACUGACAUUUUCCGAAAGAAACUUCAGUUUGCCAAAGCCGAGGCACAAAAGGAAAUCAGCUCCUUGAAAAGUAAAGUUGCCGAGCUGGAAAGAAGGUUAACAAUUCGACAGAUGUCAACCUCGAAGAGAAAAAUGUUCUGACCUGUGAAGCACAACCCGGUGAU
Messenger RNA from Stylophora pistillata, 984 nucleotides. Its product is annotated as coiled-coil domain-containing protein 152-like. NCBI's taxonomy places the organism in Eukaryota, Metazoa, Cnidaria, Anthozoa, Scleractinia, Pocilloporidae. The record is from RefSeq and is a predicted model, not a curated record.